Molecule: messenger RNA, 4000 nt
Organism: Syngnathoides biaculeatus (alligator pipefish)
Lineage: Eukaryota; Metazoa; Chordata; Actinopteri; Syngnathiformes; Syngnathidae
Product: ceramide transfer protein-like
Exons: 18
Coding region: 632-2500 (622 amino acids)
Biological process (GO): ER to Golgi ceramide transport
Cellular component (GO): Golgi apparatus
Molecular function (GO): phosphatidylinositol-4-phosphate binding
Source: RefSeq, a predicted model, not a curated record
AGUACACAGUAAAGCGUGGCCGCGGCUCCUCCCCCUCGACCCAAAUGACAAGCUAGUGGAAUCGUCCGCCGUCGCUCACAAAAAAAAAAAAACCGCCGAAAUAAAGCCGUAAUGCGGUCGCUUUCAUCGUCAUUUGUCGCUUCUUAGUCGCGGGCCACGGACGCGGCGGGUGCGCGAAAGGCCUUUCGUCGGGCCCGUUUUGUCGGCAGCCAGUCGUUGCGCGGGAGGCGCGCGUCGGGAGCGGCGAGUCACAAGUUGCGGGUCAAGUUAACGUUUGCCAGUUUUCAUUUGACAGCGAAUUGUUCACGCCGACUAGCUCGCCUCGGUGCUAGUCGACGUCAGGUUUCAAAACAAAUCAAGCAGAGCCAGAGAGGUCGAGGUUGGUGCGUGACAUUUUCUCCAAAAGCUCUUAUUAUUAUUAUUUUUUUUUUUUCAGUUUUACUCAACGUUAACAGACAGAUUUACGUUGGACUUCUCGCCGGGAAAGGCUAACUUUGUGUUGAUUUCUUCGAGCGAGCUGGUUGCGAUCUAGUUCUGCUGCGUUCGGGAGGUUUACCAAGUGAAGUGUUUGAGCUACAGCGCUCAGUCGCCUACAAAAGCCACUUAAGUUCUUCCGAACCUUGGGAUUUAAAUGUCCGAAAAGAGUUCAUCGUCCGGCUCAGACGAAGAUGUGGAACCAGAAUCCGCACAACCUUUGGAGUUCGGAGGCGUUUUGAGCAAGUGGACCAACUACAUCCACGGAUGGCAGGACCGAUGGGUGGUGUUGAAGAACAACACUUUGAGCUACUACAAAUCGGAGGAUGAACGGGAAUACGGCUGCAGGGGCUCUCUGUGCCUCAGCAAGGCUGUCAUCACACCCCACGAGUUUGACGAGUGUCGUUUUGACAUCAGCGUCAACGACAGCGUGUGGUACCUCCGAGCCGAAGACCCCGAGCACAGACUCCAGUGGAUCGAGUCCAUUGAAUUGCACAAGGCUGAGUCCGGCUAUGGGUCAGAAUCAAGUCUGAGGCGUCAUGGUUCCAUGUUGUCUCUAACUUCAGCAGCCAGUGCCUUGUCUGCUACGUCCACGUCCUCUUUUAAGAAGGGACACAGGCUCUGCGAGAAACUAGCAGAAAUGGAGACCUUCCGAGACAUUCUUUGCCGACAAGUGGACACGCUGCAGAAAUAUUUUGACUCCUGCGCCGACGCCGUCUCCAAAGACGAGUUCCACAGGGACAGAGUGGAGGACGACGAAGAUGAUUUUCCUGCCACUUCAAGGCCAGACAGCGAAUGUUGUCACAACAACAACGGAAGCAAAGAGAAACUGUUCUCCCCCGCCAGUCCCAAAGGCAUCAAUGGCAUCGACUUCAAGGGAGAGGCCAUCACCUUCAAGGCCACCACGGCGGGCAUCUUGUCCACUUUGUCACAUUGUAUUGAGCUGAUGGUCAAACGAGAGGACAGCUGGCAAAAGAGACUGGACAAGGAGCUGGAGAAGCGGAGGAGGGUAGAAGAUGCCUACAAGUCUGCAGUGCAUGAACUGAAGAAGAAAUCCCACUAUGGAGGCCCGGACUAUGAGGAGGGGCCCAACAGUCUGAUCAAUGAGGACGAGUUCUUCGACGCGGUAGAGGCUGCCCUCGACAGACAAGACAAAAUCGAAGAGCAGUGCCAGUCGGAGAAGGUCAGGAUUCCUCGACUGACUUCAGUGCCCCCCGGUGACGUCUACUCCAGCGUCAGCACACACAGAUUCGCCACCAAGGCACGUAGUCAUUGCUCUUCCCUGUCCUCUGUCGAGCUAGUCAGUGCUUCAGAUGACAUUCACAGAUUCAGCACUCAGGUUGAGGAGAUGGUGCAGAAUCACAUGACUUACUCGCUUCAGGACGUGGGCGGGGAUGCCAACUGGCAGCUGGUCAUCGAGGAAGGAGAGAUGAAGGUGUACCGCAGAGAGGUGGAAGAGAACGGGAUCGUGUUGGACCCCCUAAAAGCGACACAUGCCGUCAAAGGGGUGACGGGACACGAGGUCUGCCACCACUUCUGGGACACCGCAGUGCGCUUGGACUGGGAGACCACCAUCGAAAACUUCAACGUGGUGGAAACGCUCUCAGACACCGCCGUCAUCGUUUAUCAGACACACAAGAGGGUGUGGCCCGCCUCUCAGAGGGACGUCCUCUAUCUGUCGGCCAUCAGGAAGAUCCUGGCGACCAAUGAGAACGAUCCCGACACCUGGUUGGUGUGCAACUUCUCCGUCGACCACGAAAAUGCGGCCCCCUCCAACCGGUGCGUCCGAGCCAAAAUCAACGUUGCCAUGAUCUGUCAAACGCUGGUCAGUCCACCAGAGGGCGAUAAAGAGAUCAGCAGGGACAACAUCUUGUGUAGAAUCACUUAUGUGGCCAAUGUAAAUCCAGGCGGUUGGGCUCCGGCCUCGGUGCUCAGAGCCGUCGCCAAGAGAGAGUAUCCCAAGUUCCUCAAACGUUUCACCUCUUACGUCCAGGAGAAGACUUCGGGGAAGCCCAUCCUGUUUUGAGAGGAGGCGACGACCCCCCCCCCCUCCCCCGAAAGGCAACAGCGUGUGCAUCCUGACAAGCACAACCGAGGACCCUCUUGAACACAAGACUGGUUGUGUGGCUUUAAUCCAUCAGUAUUUGUCCUUCUAUCUUAACAUUUAUGGGUCCUUUUUAUAUAUAAAGUUUCCUCCUCUGUGGUUUUCAAAUGAUUGUUAUUCGCUUUUUUUUUUUUUUUUGUAGAUUGUUUUGUACAUUUCUUAUGAUUACAUACUUGUGUUUUGGGGCUAACUGUUAGAAUCGAUGCUACUUGUUUGCUGCUGCUAAAAAGAGAGAAACGUCUUUGGCCCCUCUAGUGACGACGGCGUCUGCGUUCCGAUGGAGGGGGAAGCGCCUGAAGCUUUCUGAGCAGGUUUCUCUCUCAAAUUUCUUUCUACUUGUACGGCUUCUCCGGAGAGCAACCGGCAGGACUUGACGGAUUGUGCCGAGAAACCACACUUAGUUUACCAAAGCGACAAAUGUGAAUUGACUGUUAAAAGGCUUGAAUUAGAUGCUGGUCGGUCUGCCAUGUUAACUUUGGCUCAAAGUCUCUUUGACGCGUAGAACGGAUGCUACGUCGUUGCUUAGCUGCUAGCUCCUGACGACCGUUUAGCUAGCCGUAGCAUCUCGUGGUGUAAAGAAUUCCGUUCUUUAAUUGAGAGUUAAUUAGAUUUUUUUUUUCUUAAAACACCCCCCCCUCCCGACCUUUUGUCUGAACAGGAAAUGCCACCAAUUACGUUUUUUUUCGUAUGUGCACAUUUAGUUUAUCAACUUUGUCCUAAAUUUAGCAUUCCAGCGCUACAGUUACCGUAGUUCCCAGGUUACAAGAUGCGACUUUUUUUUUUUAGUUAGCGUUAGCAUUGCUGUGCUAACGUUUGGUGUUAGCACCGCCGCGCUAGCACCGUUGCAUUAGCAUUAAACUUUGUGUGUGUACCGAGGCUUAUCACCAGGUGCGCUCUAGGCCGGGAAUUACGGUAGAUUUUGCGGGCCACACUCGAGCGCGCAGCGAGCGAUGACGACGACAAACGACGUCCGGGGAUGCCUUAGACACCAGCGUUGAGUCUGGUCAUUCUUACUAUACAAUCACCACAUGUGCAUUUAACAACAGCGACGGGAAGUGUUUUUGUGUGGGGGGAGGGGGGGUGGGGGGGCUGGCAGGUUCAGCAUUUCACAUCAUGAUCAUACCUCAACAUUAAAAAAACGGCUCUGGAUUGUUUGGUAUUGGCCUCAUUAAAUUGAGAUUUUUUUUUUUUUUUGGGGGGGGGGUCAAUCACCCUCGUUGACACUGCUUAAGAAGGAUUCUGGAUUAUUUAUAAGAUCUACACACCAUGUCCGCUGAAGAGUAUAGCUACCGUUUUUAGUUUUGAUAUCGUCACUAAUCGGCACACUUUGUACGUGUGUAACUUGUACAUCAAAAGUGUUAUUAUUUGCACUAAAUGUAAUGCAAGUCGACAAAUGUUCUGUACAUUAAAAUUGCUACACCC